Tyto alba (common barn owl) is the source of this 850-nucleotide messenger RNA. Its product is annotated as proline-rich receptor-like protein kinase PERK10. The transcript has 2 exons. The record is from RefSeq and is a predicted model, not a curated record. NCBI's taxonomy places the organism in Eukaryota, Metazoa, Chordata, Aves, Strigiformes, Tytonidae. The coding region runs from base 86 to 850 and encodes 254 amino acids.
CCGCUUGACUGUCGAGGUCCUUGAUGAGCUUCCCCACCUCUCCGAGGCAGAGGGCGGCUGCAAGGAGCAGGCGGCGACAGUGGAGAUGGUGGCCGGCGAGAACACCUUCCCCGAUGUCCCCCACGGCCUCGCCAGCACCGCCUCCGUCGGCGAAGUCCCCGACUUCUUGGAGGAUGGGGUGCAGGACAACGGCCCCAAGGUCGGCCUGGCAGCGGCCAUGCUGGGGGACGCCGACCCCUUCUGGGGGGUGGCGGCCUCCCCCUCGCAGGACCCCAAGGGGCAGCAGGGUGGGGUGGCAGCAGACCUCCCCACCCGGCUGCCCCCGAGCCCCUCGGAGGCUGCUGAGGAGGAGAGCUCCCUGGAGACUUCCGAGGAGACUUCAGAGGCCCGUCCUGCGGAGAGUCCCUGGAAGGAUCCCCCGCAGGGUCUUCUGGAGAGUGCCCUGCUGAGCCCCCUGCGCAUCCCGCUGCUGAGCCCCCCGGCCAGCCCCCCGGCUGCCCCCCAGUGUCAUCCGCCCCUCAGGGCCCCACUGGUGGGGGAGGCGCUGCGGAGGCAGCCCCGGGGGGGUUGGACCCACUUGCCGCACAGGGACAGCGCAGCGGUGGGCAGCAGCAAGCGCAGAGCAUCCCGACGGCAGCAGCGUGCCCACCAAGCGAGCCAGAGCCCUGAGGGACCCCACGGGGCAGAGUGCCCCACACCCCCCCGGCCGCUUCUGACAGCUGGGCACAGAAGCUGUGGGGCACAACCCGUGGGACAUGCGACCCGCACACCCGCCUCCGUUCCCAGCCCCAGCCCUCUCCCAUCUCUCUCUUUCCUUCUUCAGUCAUUAAAGGUGUCCUGGAUUGAGUGA